Vavraia culicis subsp. floridensis is the source of this 3588-nucleotide messenger RNA. RefSeq lists its product as uncharacterized. The coding region runs from base 1 to 3588 and encodes 1195 amino acids. The transcript has a single exon. Lineage: Eukaryota; Fungi; Microsporidia; Pleistophoridae. The record is from RefSeq and is a predicted model, not a curated record.
AUGGAACACUCGUGGAUGAGAGCCACAAACACACUUAUAAAAUGCAUUCUGUGUUUUAAAGAAGAAGAUAACAGCACAGCAACUGAUAUAUUAAUAUGUGAUGGUCCUGGUGAGGUGCAAUUGGGAAAUGUUUUCGGUAAUAUUUCGGACCAAACAAGACACAAUUUAUCGGAGUUCAAAAUUACUGAGUAUGAUUCAGAAACUGAUUCUUGGAACAUUUUUAGUAACAAAGAAGGACAAGACGCUGAAAAGAAUGCAGAGCUAUUUACGUGCAAAGAUGAAUGUAUUGCUUAUAAUCCUGUUUAUAAGUAUUAUGUGAUUCACAUUCCGAUCACAAAACAAUUGUUCGUGAAAGUCAUAGGUCUAAAAGCAUAUGACGAAGUGAAAUAUUCCAGCAAAGAAUUUUACGACAUAAUUGAACAUCUCAUCAUUUUUCUUGAUGAUAAUUCGUUGAUUCUACGUGCAUUUGCACAGCAAUUAAUGGAUAAUCCUCAAUUGUGGGGUCAGCUCAAGGAAAUAAACCAAAAGAAGGCUUGUAGUGAGCAAAAAGCUAGUCCUAUGGGUCGCAAUCGCUUUGAAGCAAAUCUGCUCAAUGUUAUGUUUACAAUAAAUGAUAUAACCUACCUAUCAAUUGCAGAUGACCAAAAAAGGAUAGCAUUCAUUUCCAGGGAUUACAACAAUAGAGGAAGAUUACCUGUGUAUGUCAGCAUCCGCAAUCUGGACAGUUUGUUUCUAAGGCAGUCUAUAAUUAUGAACGGAUACUUUCUGAUCAAAAACCACAGUAAGUUGUUCAAAAAGUACAGCAAAUCGAUCAUUGAUCACGGUUUGAAUGUUGAGGUCGAUUUUUCAGACAUAUUUUAUGACAAAAGGAAAAAACAUGGUAUGAAUAAGAAGCGUUUGGCUCAGAUUAUCACAAAAAUUCUCAACAAAGCAAUUAAGUGUAAGUUUAUGACAAUGUGUUCUGUCGAAAAGUGCAUAUUUUGGUUCAAAGGGAUCCAAUCUGAUGUAGAUUUUGAUGUACAGUCUCUGAUAAAAUAUCACAUUCAUUUUGAGAGCUGUGCUUUUGUAAAAGACACCUUCCUGCCUACAAAUUUGAAAAAGUUAUGGAUUUCCGACUCAGUGAUUUAUGACUGCUUGCUUCUGCCCGUUGGAUUGGAGGAGCUGUAUCUUGAAAAUGUUGAUAUAGUAGAAAAAAGUAAAAUAAAUGUAGGGAAAGCGUGUAAAAUAUUGGUUCUGAGGAACAUUAAUGGCGAAAUCGACAUUCCUUGUAUUACAGAGAUUUUCCAUGUCCAGUACUGUGAUAAUUGGACACUUGAAGUACGCAAAAACGAGAAUAACACCAUUGAGAAGUUGCACAUGGUGAAUAUGAUGUUCAAAACUACUGAGAUAGGCUUAUGUUAUGACAUAAAAACGGUCUACAUGAAAAAUGUAUCGCUAUUGAAUGGGUGUGUUAUGAUACUGCACGGAGGUAUGGAGCACGUAAAUCUCUGUAACUUCACAGGAUCUGUACAAAUUCUGGACAUUUCACAUCACGAUCCAUGUUUGGUCCGUCUUGCUUUAGGUACAUGUCAGUUAAAAAGAAUAGGUGAAAAGAGGAUGCUGGAGUUGACACUGUCUGAAGCGGAUUUAAUAGGCACUACGAAGUUGAACGAAAAUAUCUCAGGCAUUAGUAUGGAUAAUGUCAGUAUUAUGGAUGGAUUGCAUCUUAAAUUGUGCAGCGAGGUAAAAAAUAUCUGCUUUAAGAAUUGCAUCGGAACAGUUUACUUCAAAGAUUGGCCGUGUUUCGAAAUAAUUGAAUUCUCACGGUACAGUCCAUACAGUGUAAUCAAGCAGGUAUUUCAUGUUGUAAAGUCCGAGACUAAAACUGUUGAUCGAUUGGUUAUAACCGAUUUUCGCUUCGACAGAACAAUACGCUUUGGAUUGGAAGUGAAAGAUAUUGAGCUAAAAAAUGUACUGUUCUCGCAAAACGGUGUUUUAAUAAUAGAUGAAGGCUUUCAAAAGCUCACUAUAACUCGAUGCAGAGGAAUGUUUCAGAUUCCGGGUGUCUUUACUGAGAACACUUUAACAAUUGGAUUGCAUACAUAUGGAAAUUCUAUCAAGAUUAGUAAAUAUGCAGAUGGUUUGUAUGAUAUCACCAUGGCAAAUAUAGCACUCGAUAGGCCUCUGAUUAUCAAUAUGAAUCUAAAUAGAGCAGAAUUUCACAAUUGUGAGGUGUCUAAUCAUCUGUCGUUACUUGGCAGAAAGUGCAAUAAUCUAGUUUUGACUCAGUUCAAAAACCGUUUAAACCUUGUUGGCAUCUCGUCGAUCAGAAAAUUAGAAGUGAUAAAUCUCAACUUGGUAACUAAUCCGCAUCUUUUAUCCAUUCCUGUUGAGGAAUUCAGAGCAGAGGACAUUACUAUCGACCAAAAUAUAACAUUCUGCUCCUGUACCAAGAAGGUUAGUCUGAAGUCAAUUUAUAAACUUGGUAAUGAAAACAUAGUUAUUACGAUAAAUAAUGGCUGCGAAGAUAUUAAUAUUGAUAAUUGCUAUGUCCCGGUCAAUAUUACAAGCGUUGUAAAAAAUAAUACAGCCGAUUACUUUAUAAUGGCGUUGUUGGGAACUUGUUGUCACUUAACCAGCUGUUGCCCAAAAGGCCUUAGCAAGCUUAAACUUAAGAAUAUUCGACUUGGUGAUACUUACAGGAUCGAAAAAGAUGUUAAUUUCCUCUCGCUUUCGCAUAUUGUUCCAUAUAGAUCUUCGAGGUUGGUGCUCAAUGAAAGUUUGGAGAGUCUACAAAUUCAGAACUGUUAUGUGGACAUCGAUACGUCAAGGGUGAAGAAGCUGAAGGCGUUAACACUGACCGAAUCAUCCUCGUUGGUCUAUGAUCCAGACACGCACAGCUCCAUGAUUUACAUCAACAUACUCGACAUGAAAAUAAGCAGCAGUGUAACAUUCGCUAAAAGUCUUGCUACCAUCAUCUUAUACCAAGUGGAAUUAACUAGAAGAUCGAUAGUCACAAUCAACAAAAACGUAUCACAGCUCAGCAUUAUCAAAUGUAGUGGAACCGUUGACAUGCAGGGAGUGGCCGGUUUCAAUGUAAUUAGAUGUAACAAAACCAACAUACUCCAACUAAGGAAGUUAAAGAGUAUCAACGACCGGUACUCAUUGAUUCUUGAGAGUUUUUGUUUUGAGAACGAUGUCAGACUCGCAGACAAUAUCGAAACUGUUUGUCUGCAAUAUGUAGAUAUACUGCCUGAUCGUAAAUUAAUAUUAGGGCAAGGUUGUAAGUGUCUAAAGCUGAGUUCCUCCUGUGUCGAAGUCGAUUUCUCUCGGUCAGCUAAUUUAAAAAAGGUGAUCUUGAAAAAUAUGCCGUUGUACCUUAAGGAAGUGUUUCUGAAGGCACCGGUCACGAUUGAUACCAUUAUAAUCCAAGAACUUGAGAUAAAAGAUAAGAUCGAGUUGCCAAGCAAUAUACGAGUUGUUGUUUUACAGCGUGUAAAGUUUUACCUAGUGGAAAGUUCACUACCAACAGAAAGUGCCGAGAGGUUGGCAUGUUGUACUGUUCUGGAACAUUCAAUCUUUCCAAAAUCGAAAAACUUGAGUCGCUGA